Messenger RNA from Humulus lupulus (European hop), 753 nucleotides. RefSeq lists its product as uncharacterized. The transcript is spliced from 3 exons. The coding region runs from base 1 to 753 and encodes 250 amino acids. The record is from RefSeq and is a predicted model, not a curated record. NCBI's taxonomy places the organism in Eukaryota, Viridiplantae, Streptophyta, Magnoliopsida, Rosales, Cannabaceae.
AUGGAAGAAGCUAUUCAGAAAGCUAACCAAGAUGGAACCAAUGCUGCAUCAGGUGCAACUAACCAAAACCAGACAACCAAUGGUAAUGGUAACAAGAAUAAUCAAAACAAUGGUAAACAGAACGACAAUUCCAACAGUGGAAUAAUAGCGACAAUAAACGAGCAAAGACUAAUGACAAGCCAUGAGAAUAUGUACUCUACGCUCUUAAGGUCACAAGCAAAGGCAAUGCUGACCCUUAUUGUCGGCCGUCUCCGCGCGGGUGCUGUUACGGAGCAGGCCAAAUCUUUGGAGCAACGACACGCUGAUGAACUCAAAGCUUCCAAAGUGAAAUAUGCCGAACAGCUUGCAGCGGUGCUCGAGGAGAAGAAUAAACUGGAUGAGAAGUUGAGGGAGAAGAAAAAGUCUCUGCACAAAGCCAUCGAGCAGAGGGACCAGUUCAAGGAGUCUAACCGCGUCAAUUACCGUGCGGCUAAACAACUUGAGGAGGACUUGGCUGCGAGUAGACAGGAGAAUACAACCUUGGAGGGCCAGAUUGAGGAGCUUGAGAAAGCCAAUGCCAGCAAUUUGAAAAGAAACGCCGAGCUCACACGCUGUGCUGCUCGACUGGCGGAGGAAGAAAGAGCGAGGAUUCCUGCUUCCCUUGAGAUCUCGCUGGCUACUGGGAUGGAUGGGGCAGACAAUGAGGCUGCAGACGUCGUCGAUCAGAGCCCUCCUCAAGAUCCUCCGGCUCCUCAAGAUCCUUCAGCUCCUUAG